Messenger RNA from Prunus armeniaca (apricot), 1632 nucleotides. NCBI's taxonomy places the organism in Eukaryota, Viridiplantae, Streptophyta, Magnoliopsida, Rosales, Rosaceae. The record is from the annotation of a GenBank genome assembly.
AUGGAAGUGAGCGUGGAGUCGAGGGCACGAGAACGAAGCUUCGGGAAGGUGGUGAAUGUGAAUGACAGAGAUGAAGAGCUCGCUUUGUUUCUCGAGAUGCGAAGGCGCGAGAAGGACAAGGAAAAAAAUACCAACUUUCUCCGCCUUCCUAACAAGAACGCUGAUGAGCUCGAUGCCAUUGCUGCGCCUCUUGAUUUUGAUAACCGUGGAGGUUCAGAGGUUUCUAGGAUUGUUGGACCUGUGGCGCCGCAGAGAAAGAGCCGAGUGGAUGAGUUUUUGAAUUCGGAGAAUGAGAAAUCUGAUUACGAUUGGCUUCUUACUCCCCCUGCUACCCCACUUUUUCCAUCCUUAGAUUCGGAAGCACUGAAAACUGCGAUCAGUCAUACUGAGGUUCCUAAUGACCAUGCAUCCGCUCCGAAAUCUAGGCUAGCAAACAUCAAACCAGAACCUACUUCAAGGGGCAAUGUAGCAUCUAAGCAUCCAACAUUGACAUCUGGUCUGAAUUCUUCCAGUAUUGGUAACAGAAGGCCCUCAUCAUCUGGAGGGCCAGCAGCUGCUCCUCGUAGAUCUGCAACACCAACUGGACGGUCCUCAUUACCUUCAUCAACCAAGCCCUCAAGAUCCUCUACCCCAAAUUCACGAGCCACCUUAUCAUCCGUUAAGCCCAUGGCUCCUACAGUGAGGUCUUCAACUCCUUCUAGGUCCAUUGCUCGUUCUUCUACACCAACUGCCAGACCUUCUGUACCAGCUUCCAAGUCAACAUCAAGAUCAGCAACACCAACCCAUCGACCAAGUUCAUCAAUUGCACCUACCCUAUCUACUCCUCCUGGUCGAUCUUCUUCAGCAACAAAGCCACGUCCCACAAGUUCAAAAAAUCCCGUGCCAUCACGUGGAAGUUCCCCAACAGUAAAACCUAGGCCUGUGAAAUCAUCUGAGAUGCCUGGUUUCUCACUUGAUGCUCCACUAAAUUUAAGAACAUCACUGCCACAAAGGCCGGCUUCAGCCUCUAGGGAUCGGCCUGGAGCACCAAGUUUUAGGUCAUCGUCUGUUAUAGCUGGUAAUUCUAAUGGAAAACCAAGACAGCCAUCACCUUCUAGUGGACGGGCUUCAUAUGGUAGUGCCACUGCUAAUGGGAACUCUCAUCGAGUCAUAAGCAGACCAUCUUCCAAUGACAGUGAUGAUGUAAACCCUGUACUUAUUGGAACACAAAUGGUUGAGAGAGUAGUAAACUCGAGGAAACUGGCACCACCUAAGCAAUAUGACCACCACACUACUCAGAACAAUUCUGCUGGGAAGUCUCUGUCCUCUGAAAGCUCUGGCUUUGGAAGAAACCUUUCAAAGAAGUCCUUUGAUAUGGCUAUGAGGCACAUGGAUAUAAGGAGAAGUGUGACAGGUAAUCUUCGGCCAGUUUUGACGAAUGUUCCGGCUUCCUCUGUGUACAGCGUCAGAACGAGACCAGCAAAAAGCAAAACUACUAGUGCUACGGACUCUCCUCUUGCUACAUGCAGCAAUGCCAGCUCCGAACCAAGUGUCAACAAUAUUCCUGUUAGUUUAGAGGGGUGUGAAAUUGAAGAUGUUGAUCUUGGAAGUGAGGGAGAAAACUCCUCCCCCGCAAGCCACCAAGGUAGGUGA